AAGAAGAAGAAGAAGAAGAAGAAGAAGAAGAAGAAAAAAACAGAGGAAGAAAAAAACAAUUCUUAAAAAAGAAGACAGAGAAGAAGAAAAAGAAAAACAACACAAAGAAGAAAAAAGAAUAAAGAAUAAGACUUCGGAAGCUUCGGAAAAGCUUAAGACAGCAACAAACACAGGAAGAACAAGGAUCAGCACAAGAACCCUCCAUCAUCCCUCCUCCUCAUCAUUUUCUCCUCAUCAUCUCCUCAUUUAUAAAAACUAACUAAGAUAAAAGAGAAGUAAGAGCAUUAUAAAUAAGAGAAAUAGAGAUAGAGAGAUAGACAGGAAGACAGGGUUACAGGAGGGUAAAGAAAAAGAAGGACAGAUAGAAGUGUGAGAGUGUCCUGUAGUCCUCUGGUGUGGAGCUCUCCUGUUGCUGCUAUGAGUUCGCUGGUGCUCUUCUUCUCAGUACUCCUGGUGUCUCUGAGUGGCUGCAGAUGCGCCGUCAUCACUGGGGCAUGUGACAGAGAUGUUCAGUGUGGUGUGGGGCUGUGCUGUGCGGUGAGUCUGUGGCUGAGGGGUCUGAGGAUGUGCACGCCACAGGGGCUGGAGGGAGACGAGUGCCACCCCUUCAGUCAUAAGGUGCCUUUCCCCGGGAAGAGACAGCACCACACCUGCCCCUGCCUGCCUCAUCUAGUGUGCACCAGAUACGCUGACAGCAGAUACCGGUGCACCAACGACUUCAAAAACAUUGACUUUUAACUGCAUAUGAGAGAGACAGAGAGAGAGAGAGAGAGAGAGAGAGAGAAAUGGAGGACAGAAGACUACUAAAGAAGGACAAGAAUAAGUGCCACCGCUCCAGACUUUUGGUUUUAUCGUUCAUGCAGUUUGCACUAAACACACUGUUAUCACCCGUCUCCUGAACGCAGCACACCGGCCCUCAUGUUGUGACGUUUGGCUCAGAAAUGCAAAGUCACAGUUGGUUUACUUUGGCCCUCAGUGUAUUUAAACUUGAUAGGUCACUUAGUCAAUCAUGUGCUCUGAAACACGCAGCCAUACCUGAUGACAUCCAGAAUAUAUUAAACAUACAGUAUUAUAAUAUUUCCAAAUAAAUCUAUUGCUCCAUA
This is a messenger RNA of Astyanax mexicanus (Mexican tetra), 1103 nucleotides long. It is a transcript of the gene prok1, whose product is annotated as prokineticin 1. Bases 418 to 738 code for a protein of 106 amino acids. NCBI's taxonomy places the organism in Eukaryota, Metazoa, Chordata, Actinopteri, Characiformes, Acestrorhamphidae. The transcript has 3 exons. The record is from RefSeq and is a predicted model, not a curated record.